AUGUAAUACAACUUCUUAGGAAGAGAUAUAUGGAAAAGAUUGAGAGAUUUGAAGAUUUUUAACGAUAUUUUCUGGAGUGAUAAAGAAGAAUACAAAAGGCUACCAUAUAAAUUCAAAGUCUCUAACUCAUUUUGGAAAAUACAAAUACAGGUUGCUGAUCCAGAGUAUUACAAACAGAUAUUACAUAAUCCUCAUUAUUAUGAAAAGGCUAAUAACAUCGCAGAUAAGCAUUUAUUGUAAAAAGGCUUAGUUUUUGAGACCAGAGAUCAAUGGAAGGCCCAAAGAAAUAUUUUAGCUGAUCAAUUUCAAUAUCAAUAACUUACAAGUAGAUUGCCUAUGAUAAAUAAAAUUAUUCUUGAUGGUAUCACCAAGAUUGGUUCUGCAAACAAUUUAUUUGAAUAAUUAGAACUUAUGACAGGAAAAGUUGUCAUAUAGAGUUUUUUUGGAGAUUCGAUAGAUGGUUUGAAAGUCAAUAACAAGGAUCUUUAAGUAGAAGUAACAGAGUUGAUAAAUGAUAUGGGAGAGUCAAGAUUUAAAUCUAAAUAUGUUUUUAUCAAAAGACUUCUUUUGGGUACAUGGGCCUGGAAUAUUUUUCCAACUUAAGAAGAAAUGAUGAUUCAACAAAGGGUCUUUCAACUCAAAACUAUGAUUGAAAAAGUAAUUCGAAAAAGGCUAAUAGAAUUACGAUAAAGAAACAAAUAAAAUGACCAAAAGGAUUCAAAUUUGUUUUUGGAUAUUCUUCUUAAUGAUUACAUUAAAAAUGAUCAUAAAAAGUAAGAAAGUUAAGCCAUCGAUGAGGUUAUCUAACAAUUUAUCACUUUGUUAUUUACAGGUACUGACACAACAGCUGUUUUAAGCUAUCAUUGUCUUUAUUAUUUAUCAAUACAUCCAGAGGUUUAAUAGGAAAUUAGAGAUGA
Molecule: messenger RNA, 917 nt
Organism: Paramecium tetraurelia
Lineage: Eukaryota; Ciliophora; Oligohymenophorea; Peniculida; Parameciidae
Exons: 2
Molecular function (GO): oxidoreductase activity, acting on paired donors, with incorporation or reduction of molecular oxygen; heme binding; monooxygenase activity
Source: RefSeq, a predicted model, not a curated record